Molecule: messenger RNA, 4607 nt
Organism: Pogonomyrmex barbatus (red harvester ant)
Lineage: Eukaryota; Metazoa; Arthropoda; Insecta; Hymenoptera; Formicidae
Molecular function (GO): protein binding
Source: RefSeq, a predicted model, not a curated record
AGAUAUCGCCGUCGCUGCUGUCGCUACUGCUGCUGUUGCUGUUGAUGGUUCGACAAAAGUCGCGGCCGCAGAUAAGAAUCCCGCGAAUGUUCGCGGUUCGAUAUUGGAGCCGUGCAGCAAAGCGCCGAAGGUCGUCGGCAGCGAGACGCAUGAUCUGACUGACUCCGGAUUGGGACACGCGAGUGUGUUUCGAUCCGCGGUUGGUGCGUGCGUGCGUGCGCGCGUGUGUUUGCGUGCAUGCGUGAGACUGGAUCAUUCGUAGAAUCGCAAACGAGUCUCUCUCUCUCUCUCUCUCUCUCUCUCUUCUUUUUUUCUCGCGCCGAGAGAUCUUGGUGGAGACUGGUCGCUUAUUAUUAUCGCGCCACAACGAUCGACUCUCAGUCUGUCACUAGUCUAUCGACUAACUGGGAAACUGAAUUGAAGUGAAACAUGCGCGCUUGUAUUUUCAGAUCGAACCGUUAAAGAUAUAUCUCCAAAGGAAUGUUAAGACAUUAAGACAGUAUACGUCUAGCAUAAGGCACAUAAAUCCCGGAAUAAAUAUAAAUAAAAAUAAAUAUUGUUGAACGUAACGCGGAAGCCGCGAUAAACUGAUCGUGAAGAAAGUAGUGAGAUCGAAGAAUUUAUAAAAUUUGAGAUACUGGGAAGAAUAGCUGCGGAAAGAAACGUGCGACGAAGAAAUGGAGACGACGUGAAGUGUCGAGUGUCGCGUGCCGAUAAGAUCGUAGAGUCGCGUUCGAUUCGAGAUACGGUACGAUACCGGAGCGGACGAUUGCAGCACUUGGAGCACUUUUGAAGACAUGAAGACUAUGUGAACACGUGAAGAUUAUGUGAAAUGCGAUUCUUUUGAUACCACAGUGCCACAACCGAAGCACGAUUCGUAAGCGAAUUCGAAAGCUCGAUCGUCGAGACGACUUUGUGAAAGCUUCCGUCGCGAUUGUGAAAUUAUCAAUUCGACAUUAUUCAGAGAAAACGCUCGAAUGAAGUAAGACAUUUCUUGAUCUGGUUCAUGAAUUCUUGCGGAAAGUUUAUGCUAGAAUAGUGUAUGCGUGAUAUAUUUUCUGUGAAACAAUAUGCAACUUUAAUGAAGCAACUAUCGAGCGAUAAAAUUGUCAGCAACAAAUUCAAUACAUCAUAGUGUCAGAUAUCAGUACAUAAUAAGCAGAAAACAUUCAUAUUUAGCUAAUGAUAGCGCACUUAACUGAUUCACGACAGAAUUAAUUCUCUAAGAUCAAGAGAAAUUUGUUGAUACCUGAAGAAAUAGAAUGUGAAGAAAGUUCAAUUAAUUAAAAAGAAUUUUUUUCGGACUAUCAUACUAAAAUAAAAUAGGGAGAAACUUUUAAUAAAAAUUAAGAAAAACUUUAACAAUACAUCAUGGCUAAUAUCGGGCGAAUUGUGCCCAUUCGAAUAGAGAAACGGACACUGCAACACGUCUCGAUUCCAAAUCGCUCGUCUUUGAGCUCUUUGGAAGAAGAUUACGGAUCAACUGAAUCCGAAGAUAUGUCUACCAGUCCGGACACAUCUUGCCGCUCGAGUGCGGACGCGGACAAGAACUUCAAUCUCGACGAAGACUUCCGCGAGAAACUGACCGAAAAUAUAAUUGAAAAAAUGGAAAAUUUACGAUUACGACGUAAUGACGAUGAAGAUGAGGACAACGAAGAUGCCAACGAGAACUUCGAUAGGACGCGUUGCAUCAAUAACGAAAAUGUGGACAAUGUGGAGUAUCGAGACAGUUGUAAGUCACAAACGGGUUGUCAUACUGAUAACGAAGACAUAAACAACAACGAGAAUAACGUUACGGCUGAUGACAAUGAAGGCUGCUUGCCACUUAACAUAUGCGAUGAGCCUGAAGAUAAGAAACGAUUGUAUGAUGAAAAUUCCCUGGAUGACGAAUCAGAAAAUGAACAGGUGGAAAAGCAGGAAAGCGAAGAUUCCGAUGAUUCCGAUUUAAUCGAACGAGGACCGAUAAAGCCUGAUUUCCAGCCUUUUCGAAGACAGCCUUAUACCAUGAACUGGCUUUCGCAUUUCAAUGAUGCCGCAGAUGCGGCAAUGGAUUACGAUAAGACCGCCAAGCAGAUUUUGAAAAAUAAAGAUUAUAGUGAAAAGCUGAAUCCCUGUUUAGAUCAAUUAUCGAACCGAAAUCAGAUCUUCGAAGCGAAUUCAAUUAUGGAUUCUAAUUGGAUCGCGGAGAAUGGCGAUAUCCAUAGCGAAAUUUCUAGUAAUAAUACCGCGGCACUUCCCUUCAUAGUCGUUAAUGAUAACGAACAAUACUUGAUGAAUAUGAUGCCGCAGUUUCAACCCGCAAUAAUCUCAGAUGCCAGCAGUCACUCAAGUCCCUCGCCGGGAACGAAAACCUGGUCCGAUUCCCCGGCAAGCAGCUUCAACGUCGUUUCGAGGUCAAACAGUCGAACAUCUAGUCGCGCCCAGUCAACGGAAUCCGCUACAAACUUGGAGUCACCACGGAUGCAUGGCAACGUCAUCAGCAGCCCGCUCGGUUCGCCGCAGGUUGCAUCGACGUAUCGAAUGCAGCAAGUAAUGUCUUCAUCAUCCUCAUCCAAUCAAUCCUACAAUGAUGUGCCUAGCCCAUCGAAUUACCAUACGCCUCUAAAUUAUCAAAUUGUGGAACAGCUUGUUAAAUCCUUGUCCGAAGAUCCUUGUUCUUCAGAAACGAUUGUCAAUAGCAGUGACGCUACCGACGAGUUUUCCAAUUCCUCCAAGUUGUGCCACCAGUUGUUCCACUCAGUUCCUCUCAUGGAUCAGAUGUUGGAGGAAAACGGACAGAUCGAAGGACACGAAGCGUUAAAAGAAUCGCAGAUUACUUCAAUUCCUCCUUACUUACCGUUUUAUAACGAGCAAUCCGUACAAACGUUGGGAAGUGAUCUGAAUUCUGUGUCGCGCGAAUAUUCUGCGAGUACUAUGCGAAACGAGAAGCCGGAAGCUUGUUUGGGCAUAUCCAAUGCAGAUCCUAUCCAAGUUGGAAAUCUACCUAUUAACGGCGAGCUUCUGUCGGUUUAUGCGAACAAGGGAAGCAACGGUGGUUGCACGUACGUGAAUCGCGCGGUAAAUGGUUACGCGACAGCUAUGGAACCAAAGUAUUACGAAUCGAUCCCGAAAAAUGGCCAAGUUAAUAUUGUGCCGCACAAUGGGAACACUCUGCUUGAGAUCGGAUUGAGCAAUGAGACAUCCGUGAAGACAUCCGAGCAGAACUUGCCUGCGUCGCAAGAGAAGUAUCCGAUGUUUCAUGCCAUCGAUGAAGACAAGACAUACAAUCAACUACAAUCGACGUUUGUAUUCAGCGACUAUCAGAUACCAACGAUGGUCUCCUCUUUUGUACCUAAUCCUCCACCAAGGAAUCUGAAACGGGACAUAUCACCAUGGCCUAUAUUAAGAUUACCAAAUGUAGAAGCAAGCGAGAGGCUGAAGAAAAAAUUAAAUGAUGAUGAUGUACGAAGAGCCAUGAGCAAUUUGCUGAAAAAAUCCGUAGAAGAAUUAGCAGCCGCGGAUGAGGAUGGUGACACACUAUUGAUGUGUCUGGUGGGCAAUCCACAAGAACUGAGAAAGAAGAUGGCUUACUUGAUACCAUUGGUCGAAAAAUUGGGCACCAUGGAGGGAGCUUUAACAAAGAUGAACAAACACAAAGUAAAUGCUUUAUAUUUGGCUGCCAUGAAUUGCCCGGAAAUGCCAUACGUUACUGGAUAUCUAGGCGCUGCAAUGCUGAAGAAGGGGAUUAAUAUCAAUCAGACAUAUCACAAGAGCGGUGACACGCUAAUGCACUCAGUUACGGCACGUGGAGAUACUCAUGCAGAAGUCUUAGCGGAGUUAUUGGCGUUGAAAACGAUACAAGGAAAUUCAGCCUUCAACCUGUUCCAGCGCAAUCACGAGGGGAAGACCGCUCUUCAUAUCGCAGUCGAAUCGCAUGCCAGACGAGGCGUCAGGUCCUUGGCCACGACGCGUUUACUCUUGGAGAACGGCGCGGACAUCAAGGUCCACGAAAAUAAGUGCGGCGAUACUGCUUUACAUAUGGCAGCCUCAUUGAGUUGCGAUCCCGCACUUGUGAAAGUGUUGCUGAGCAAGGCCACUCCGAAUGUUGUGAAUGAAAUCAACUAUAUGCACAAUACACCACUGCACAUGGCCGCAGCAGUCUCGAAUACUAUAAGUUUGGAAAAGCAGGAAGAGGUCUGCCGGCUCUUGAUACAAGCCGGAGGCCAGACGGACAAACGAAAUCUGGAAGGAAAGACGCCACUUGCUCUCGUAUCAUCGGAAAGAAAAGAGGCCAUCAAGAAGAUAUUUCGAAGAAGAUAAGAAAACGUAAUAUCGAUAAAAGAUAUGAACAUGAACGCUAAUGGAUUCUGCAUAAGACUGAUUUCUACGAAAGUAUUUAGGAGCAUGUUCUUGGACUCCUUGAAGCUUCUCGCUUUAUAUGAGCUGCAACAAGAUUUGUGAUAUUCAUCACGAGCAAACUUGUAAGACUGUGACUCAAAUCAGAAAAUAGUAUUCAUGGUAACAUCAUUGUAUGGUACUAUCGAAGAAAUUGUUGUAGUCUGUACACGAGUUGAAAGUCAAUAAGAAAAUGUGCAAUUUAAUACGUUAGGAUAAUUUUGUCUAUUUAA